GCCGAGGCAGUGGUGGCAGCAGCAGCAGCAGGGAUUCAUCCAUAAGAGGCUUGGCUACAGGGGGAAGAUGCUGAUCAAAGUGAAGAUGCUGACAGGAAAGGAAAUUGAGAUCGACAUUGAACCCACAGACAAGGUGGAACGGAUCAAAGAGCUGGUGGAAGAGAAAGAAGGAAUUCCCCCACAGCAGCAGCGACUCAUCUACAGUGGCAAACAGAUGAACGAUGAGAAGACAGCUGCUGAUUACAAGAUUCAGGGAGGCUCAGUCCUCCAUUUGGUGUUGGCUGUUCGUGGGGGAGGUGGCCUUGGGUGGUGUUGGACCUCCCUCUACUUAAUCCCCUUACCCCAUCACUCAUAA
This is a messenger RNA of Trichosurus vulpecula (common brushtail), 355 nucleotides long. Its product is annotated as NEDD8-like. NCBI's taxonomy places the organism in Eukaryota, Metazoa, Chordata, Mammalia, Diprotodontia, Phalangeridae. The coding region runs from base 68 to 355 and encodes 95 amino acids. Gene Ontology annotation, cellular component: nucleus; cytoplasm. Gene Ontology annotation, biological process: regulation of proteolysis; modification-dependent protein catabolic process; protein neddylation. The record is from RefSeq and is a predicted model, not a curated record. The transcript has a single exon. Gene Ontology annotation, molecular function: protein tag activity; ubiquitin protein ligase binding.